CCACCACCACAAAUAACCUCUUCCAUACAAUGUCUAACGAAUUGCUCAGUAAUGUCUAUGUUAUCAGCAACGUUGCUUUCAAAGGCAACAGCGUAAACACCCUUCAUGCCUCGGGUGACCACCCCAGGAAAUUGGCUUUAUUCCCAGGAACGCAAGAAAGCUUGAAGUUCAAAAUGUUGGCGGCGGUCGUUAUAUCAUCACUGCCACUGGCACAAACGCCGCUAUCAUCGAUAACGCAGUUUAUGGAGUCUUCCAUCAACCUCCUGUCACUGAGCGUUGGACCCUUGAGUAUCACCCGCAAUACAAUGCUUAUACCGUCAAUGCUACUUCUCAACAUGGCGCUUGGACACUGCCUAAGGGAGACUUGCACACUCAGGUUGUUGUCCAUCCGAUUACUGCACACCCUACAUCGGAAGAAUUCAAGAAAUCCUUAUUCACUUUCACUGGACCUGGCCCUCACGCGCACGAUGAGUGAAGGCAAGGCGGUGGACUUCAGGCAAAAUCUUUGUGAGCUUGUAUAAAUAUCGUACCCGGUACAUUCAUUGCAAUGUACCAGCAUAUAUCAAAAAACUACCAUUGUAUUCCGUGUAGCUCUGAAUAAACACAUGUAUACGAGUGUCUACGAUGCCACU
Serpula lacrymans var. lacrymans S7.9 is the source of this 632-nucleotide messenger RNA. RefSeq lists its product as uncharacterized. Lineage: Eukaryota; Fungi; Basidiomycota; Agaricomycetes; Boletales; Serpulaceae. Bases 30 to 521 code for a protein of 163 amino acids. The transcript has 4 exons. The record is from RefSeq and is a predicted model, not a curated record.